Messenger RNA from Peromyscus leucopus (white-footed mouse), 995 nucleotides. It is a transcript of the gene Mrpl51, whose product is annotated as mitochondrial ribosomal protein L51. NCBI's taxonomy places the organism in Eukaryota, Metazoa, Chordata, Mammalia, Rodentia, Cricetidae. The record is from RefSeq and is a predicted model, not a curated record. The transcript is spliced from 3 exons. Gene Ontology annotation, cellular component: mitochondrial large ribosomal subunit. The coding region runs from base 509 to 874 and encodes 121 amino acids. Gene Ontology annotation, molecular function: structural constituent of ribosome. Gene Ontology annotation, biological process: translation.
CCACGUGCCGUCCAGCCAGUCGCCAAGCCUCAAAUCCCUGCCCUAGAAACCGCGAGAGCAGACUGUCUCCCCAAAACCCUGUUGCGAUGGGCAAGGGACCUUGCCGUAGCGCCGGGCUCCCAUCCUCCACUUCCCUCACGGCUGAGGACGCCCCAGGAAACAGGAGAGGGUUUUAUUGUCACCGAGUUUCGGUUUGGGAGCGUCCUGCUCUGCGACAAGAAACGUGCAGCAGCGGUUAAAAGCACUUCCGGUGGCCACCGGAAGUGCCUGAGCGGGGCGCGCUGGAUAGGGCGGAAGUUGAAGGGCCGGGCUUGUGGCCGGGGCGGUGCGACCCCAGGCGGCUCUGCUCCCGAAGCUGCCUGGGUAAGGCCGGAGGUGGCUUCUGUGACUGCCAGGCCCGUGGGAGGCCCGGCUGAGGCUGUGUCCUCCGUCCUGUCUUUGGAAUUCACACGCGGUCCCCAUUUUCCUGGCCGGUUUGGUGCCCUGUUGAGGUGCAGGCGCUAGAGCAAUGGCAGGUAGGAGCCUGUGGGGCUGGAUGCCCUUGGCGUGCAGAAACUUCUCUCAGGGGCUUCCACUCUUGGCCGGUGCAAGGCCUACGCCUCCAUCCCCCAGAGUGGUCGAUCGCUGGAACGAGAAGAGGGCUCUGUUCGGUGUCUAUGACAACAUCGGGAUCCUGGGGAACUUCGAAAAGCACCCGAAAGAACUGAUCAAGGGCCCAGUCUGGCUCCGAGGCUGGAGGGGAAAUGAACUGCAGCGGUGCAUCCGAAAGAAGAAAAUGGUGGGAAGCAGGAUGUUCGUCGACGACCUGCACAACCUUAACAAACGGAUCAGCUACCUCUACAAACACUUUAACCGGCACGGGAAGUACCGCUAGAACAGAACUGGGGACUCGAAGAGGCACACUUGUCACCCUGGAGGAGCCGAACAGGACUCACCCUGGGAGGAAGGAGCUCAGUGUGCUCUCUGUAAUAAAAUGAGCCUUCUUUGGAAUGUGA